Messenger RNA from Cantharellus anzutake, 171 nucleotides. RefSeq lists its product as uncharacterized. Lineage: Eukaryota; Fungi; Basidiomycota; Agaricomycetes; Cantharellales; Hydnaceae. The coding region runs from base 1 to 171 and encodes 56 amino acids. The record is from RefSeq and is a predicted model, not a curated record. The transcript is spliced from 3 exons.
AUGACCAGUGACAUUAGCGCAAAUGGGAAGAAUAAUAUUGACUAUAAACUUGCCUUUCAAGGACGAGCCGUCGAUUCCCAAUUUAUCGACCCUUGCCAUGAGGCUUCAAAGGCAUCCAUGACGUGUUUGGAUAAAGUGGAGUCACUCUUCAAUCCUCUUGCACCGUCCUAG